CACUAAACCCUAAAUCCAUCCUCUGAUUCCUUUAUAUAUAUAUUCUCUCCUUCUUUUGAUCCUCUUCCUUAUUUUUUGCAAUCAAAACCCAAUUUUGUUCUCCUGAUCAUCCGAACCCUAGUCUUUCUCACGGAUCAUCGAUUCUUCUUCUUCUGGAUACUGAAUCAAAUUCGCCAUGGCCAAGAACUCGUUCAAGCUUUCUAAUCCUCUGGAGAUGAGAAUGGCUGAAUCUACUCGUAUCAGGGCGAAAUACCCAGAAAGAGUUCCUGUGAUUGUUGAGAAAGCUGGACAGAGUGAUGUUCCUGACAUUGACAAGAAGAAGUAUCUUGUACCAGCUGAUCUGACCGUUGGCCAGUUUGUAUACGUUGUGAGGAAAAGAAUCAAGCUUGGAGCUGAAAAAGCAAUCUUUGUCUUUGUCAAGGACACAUUACCACCAACCGCUGCAUUGAUGUCUGCAAUCUAUGAAGAACACAAAGACGAGGAUGGGUUUCUCUACAUGACAUACAGUGGAGAGAACACGUUUGGAUCUCUCUGUUGAUCCUCUUGAUGAUUUGUACAUUCCUCUAGCCAAUCUCUCCCCUAGCCUUUGCUCUGGUUUCUCGACCCUAAUAAUGUCUUCUUUUUUUUUAGCUUUCUGGGUUUUAUCUUCUGAGCUCUCUCUCUCACUCUCUUAUGCUAUUGAAGAUGGAUUUGAAACAAGUUUCGUUUUAGUUUGAAUAGACAGUUGAUAUUGACUCCACUCUUUUUAUAUUGUUUUUGUUUCCUUCUUCUA
This is a messenger RNA of Capsella rubella, 772 nucleotides long. Its product is annotated as autophagy-related protein 8b. Gene Ontology annotation, biological process: cellular response to nitrogen starvation. Bases 176 to 538 code for a protein of 120 amino acids. The record is from RefSeq and is a predicted model, not a curated record. The transcript has 6 exons. Lineage: Eukaryota; Viridiplantae; Streptophyta; Magnoliopsida; Brassicales; Brassicaceae.